ACUUCACUUUCGUCUUCUCUCUCUCUUUCUCUGUAAACCCUAAAAAAAAAGAACGAUGCCAGCUCCGACGACGGAGAUCGAACCUAUCGAAACACAGUCACUGAAAAAGCUCAGUAACAAAUCCCUCAAACGAGCACUUGAUCUUUUCGCUCCUGUCCAUGGCCAAUUCCCUCCUCCUGACCUCGAAGCCAAGCAGAUUCGUCUUAGCCAUAAGAUGAAAGUUGCAUAUGGAGGUGUAGAGCCUGUGAGUCAACCUCCACGUCAACCUGACCGCAGCAAUGAGCAGACUGGAACCUCCAACGCCCUUGCCCUCCCAGGUCCAGAAGGGUCCAAGAGUGUGCAAAAGGGUGUGACUGAGAAUGCCCUUGUUGUUGGUCCAACUUUACAGCCUAAAGGCUUGAACAAUAUUGGUCCCUCAGGCAAAAGCACCACUAUUAUACCUGCCACUGGAUCCUCAUCAUAUCAAAGGAAUCUUUCAACUGCUGCAUUAAUGGAGAGGAUACCAAGUAGAUGGCCCCGCCCAGAGUGGCAUGCACCAUGGAAAAAUUACAGGGUCAUUCAGGGGCACUUGGGUUGGGUCAGAUCUGUCGCAUUUGACCCGAGUAAUGAAUGGUUUUGUACUGGUUCAGCUGAUCGUACCAUCAAGAUAUGGGAUGUAGCAACUGGAGUUCUGAAGCUAACACUUACUGGGCAUAUCGAGCAAGUUCGAGGCCUUGCUGUAAGCAAUCGACAUACCUAUAUGUUCUCUGCUGGUGAUGACAAACAAGUCAAAUGCUGGGACCUUGAGCAAAAUAAGGUUAUCCGUUCUUAUCAUGGUCACUUGAGUGGUGUCUAUUGCUUAGCUCUCCACCCAACUUUGGACGUGUUACUAACUGGAGGGCGAGACUCUGUCUGCAGGGUCUGGGAUAUUCGUACCAAGAUGCAAAUUUUUGCACUCACAGGACAUGAGAACACCGUUUGUUCUGUUUUCACUCGGCCAACUGAUCCACAAGUUGUCACUGGAUCCCAUGACACCACCAUUAAAUUUUGGGACCUUCGAUAUGGCAGAACAAUGGCAACGCUAACACAUCAUAAGAAGUCUGUCCGAGCAAUGACUCUCCAUCCUAAAGAGAAUGCAUUUGCUUCUGCAUCAGCUGACAACACCAAGAAAUUUAGCCUCCCAAAGGGAGAGUUUUGCCACAACAUGCUUUCACAGCAGAAAACCAUAAUUAACGCAAUGGCUGUGAACGAGGAUGGUGUAAUGGUCACAGGAGGUGAUAAUGGAAGUAUAUGGUUCUGGGACUGGAAGAGUGGUCACAGUUUCCAACAGUCAGAAACUAUUGUACAGCCCGGUUCACUGGAGAGUGAAGCGGGUAUAUAUGCAGCGUGUUACGAUCAAACAGGUACGAGACUGGUAACAUGUGAGGCCGAUAAAACAAUAAAGAUGUGGAAAGAAGAUGAGAAUGCAACUCCAGAAACACACCCGAUCAACUUCAAACCACCAAAGGAGAUUAGGCGCUUCUAAUAACUUGUAUUAGCAUCUCAAAGCUGUUUGUUGGAAUCUCACUAGAUUCAUGAUUCUGGUUUCUGGAUCACCGUGUGAAAGGUUUUGGCGGGGAGAGAAAAGAAAAAAAACAAAAAAAGGGCCAUGUACUUUGAUGUAUUUUAAAGGCAUUUGUAAUUGAUUCACUUAACAAAAAAUAGAUCAUGUACUUUUUUUCUUUUAAUGUUGAGACUUGAGAGAACGUUUAACUUUC
Messenger RNA from Camelina sativa (false flax), 1736 nucleotides. Its product is annotated as protein pleiotropic regulatory locus 1. Gene Ontology annotation, biological process: mRNA splicing, via spliceosome. Gene Ontology annotation, cellular component: Prp19 complex; precatalytic spliceosome; catalytic step 2 spliceosome. NCBI's taxonomy places the organism in Eukaryota, Viridiplantae, Streptophyta, Magnoliopsida, Brassicales, Brassicaceae. Gene Ontology annotation, molecular function: protein binding. The record is from RefSeq and is a predicted model, not a curated record.